Pelodiscus sinensis (Chinese soft-shelled turtle) is the source of this 1908-nucleotide messenger RNA. Lineage: Eukaryota; Metazoa; Chordata; Testudines; Trionychidae. The record is from RefSeq and is a predicted model, not a curated record.
AUGACCGGUGGUUGCAGGCGGACAGCAGAUGCAGCUGGCGAGGGUGACCUGCGGGUGCGGGCGGACAGCAGAGCGGCUGAUGGGGAUGAUCUGCGGCUGGUAGAACGGCAGCGGCAGGAGCAACCAGCUGGCAGCCAGGGGCGUGGACCGAGACGGCUGGUGGAGCCGGAUAGUGGAGGCGGCUCACUGGACGACAGGCGGAAUACGCUCAUGUAUCCCUAUGGAACCAUGUUCCGAGACAGAAGAACCCCCAAGGCAGACGAUGGGGCAUCUCCUGAAAUCCCCAUCUCAGUGCACUUCUCCUUCUAUGACAGGAGAUACCGCUCUAUCUAUGUGAACAACAAUGGAGUGGUAUCAUUCGGCAUCCCUGUUAACCAAUUCACACCUGAUUCCUUCCCACUGACUGAUGGCCGGGCCUUUGUGGCACCAUUCUGGGCUGAUGUGGAUAACCGCAUCAUGGGUGAGGUGUGUUACCGGCAGAGUCGAGAUCCACAGCUUCUGCAGAGAGUCACGGCUGACAUCAAUGUCUACUUCCCUCAUGAAGAGUUCACUGCAGCCUGGCUCUUCAUAGCCACUUGGGACCGUGUGACCUUCUAUGGCUCCAAGUCCUCCAAGGUGAACUCCUUCCAGGUGGUUCUAACCACUGAUGGUGACCUGUCCUUCAUCUUGCUGCACUACAGAGACAUCCAGUGGACAACAGGGGUGGCGAGUGGUGGGGACUCCUAUACUGGAUUGGGGGGUAUCCCAGCACAGGCUGGAUUUAACAGUGGAGGAUCUAAAAAAUACUUCAGCAUUCCUGGUUCACGGACCCCAGACAUCCUGAAGAUCAGUUCAAUGAGCAACAUCAAGAGCCCUGGGCGCUGGGCUUUCCAGGUGGACAAUUUUGCUGUACCCAACGGCUGCGUCUACAACGCCAACUUCUUGCCCUCCGGCACCUUCUUCUGGAGCAACCAGAGGUGUGAGCACAGGUGCCAGUGCAUGUAUGGUGACGAUGGGGUGACAUGCCAAGCACAGGGCUGCUCACUGGAUGAGGUCUGCCAUCCAGUCUCCUGGUACCACGUAUGUCAGCCCAUCAACCGAGCAUCCUGCCAGGCAUGGGGGAGCCGGCACUACACCACCUUCGAUGGGAGACGCUACCACUUCCAGGGGGCUUGCACCCAUGUGCUGUCUCAGCUUUGCGCCCCUCACCAGCCUUCUGGCCUGGCACCAUUCCGGGUGGAGGCAGAGAGUGAGAAGCCAGGAGUGGUACAGGGGGCACCUGGCACCCGGCUUGUCCGGGUCACAGUCUAUGGGAAGGACAUCACCAUGGACCAAGGAGCCAUUGGAUACAUCAUGGUGAAUGGGAUAAAGUCUCUCCUUCCGGUCGCUCUUCUCAGUGGGAAGAUCCAAGUGCACCAGAAUGGCUUCUCUGUUAAAAUUGCCACUGAUUUUGGGCUGGAGAUUUCUUAUGAUGGGAUUCAACAUGUGGUGGUCACGGUGCCCUCAACUUACCAUAACUUGACCUGCGGCCUGUGCGGGACACUGACUGGUGACCCCUCCGAUGACUUCCGGACUCCAAAUGGCAGUUUAGUCACGUCAGCUGCUCUCUUUGCCACAAGCUGGCAGGUAAAGGGUGGCAGGCACCAGUGUGUGGAGGACCAGGAGCUGCCUUCUUGUCCCACUGCUGAACAGGUUCAUUACUCUGGCCAUGACUACUGCGGCAUUAUGCAAAUGUCUCCAGGCCCCUUCACAGCCUGCGCGCAGGCCCUGUCCCAGGCAGGCUGGGUGGAGACUUGUAUAUAUGACCUGUGUAUGUCCAGCGGGAAUCAGACUGUGCUGUGUGGGGUUCUGGGUGCUUAUGCAGAGAGCUGCCAGGCAGCCAACAUCACUGUGGGGCAGUGGAGAACAGACCGAUUUUGUGGUAAGUAA